AUGGCGACAGCUCGAAGAGGAAUCUGUUUACGCGACAGUCUGAACCGGCUCCUCCAUGGACCGGCACUGCUCCGCCACCAUACUGGCCGAUCCUUGCAAACCCUAGCAUAUGAAGAGAUCAAAUCGUCGCCGGAGAAACCCUAUGAAUUCACGGCCUUCGUGCUACACGGCCUCCUCGGAUCCGGUCGGAACUGGCGUUCCUUCUCUCGCUCCCUCGCUUCAUAUCUCUCCCCAGCUCCUUGGAGGAUGGUUCUGGUUGAUUUGAGGAAUCAUGGAAAAUCGGCUGAAAUAGGACUGCCACCUCCACAUAAUUUGGAAAAUGCUGCGAAAGAUCUGGCUAAUUUGGUGAAAGCAGAGGGCUGGGAUUGGCCUGAUGUUGUUAUGGGCCACUCCAUGGGAGGAAAGGUUGCGUUGCAGUUCGUGCAAAGUUGUGUUAACGGGGAUUACGGGGAUAAUGUCAGCUUGCCUAGACAGCUGUGGGUACUUGACUCUGUUCCUGGAAAAUUGAUCCCACGAAAUGAUGAAGGUGAAGUCGAGAAAGUUCUGCAGAUCUUGCAGAGUCUACCACAAGAAAUACCAUCCAGGACGUGGUUGGUGGACCAUAUGCUGAAACUUGGCUUUUCAAAGUCUUUAUCACAAUGGAUAGGAAGCAACCUCAAGAAAUCAGGAGAACAUGAGACUUGGGCAUUCAAUCUAGAUGGCGCUGUCCAGAUGUUUAAAUCUUACAGUGAGAUGGACUAUUGGCCCCUAUUGGAAAACCCACCCAAUGGCAUGGAGGUAGGCAUUGUACGUGCAGAGAAGAGCGAUAGAUGGGACUCAGAUAUCAUAGAGCAGCUCGAACAUGUUACUGCUAGACGAGAUCAUGCAACCAAGGGGAAAGUCUCUGUUCACGUCCUUCCAAACGCGGGGCACUGGGUUCAUGUAGACAAUCCUAAAGGACUUCUUGACAUCGUGGCUCCCAAGGUUGCCUCUCUAGUUUAGGCACAGUUGAUAUGCAAGCGUUAAUCUCCUGUCUCAAAAAUAUUUGUGGAAUAUGAUAGCUCAAACCAUCAUUCAAUUGUAUUGUUGCAGUCCCGAUACAGUUGGUGGCUAUAUAUUUGAUAUCUCUAGCCCAAUAAAUAAAAUCUUAUUUACUUUAA
Salvia hispanica is the source of this 1139-nucleotide messenger RNA. Its product is annotated as alpha/beta-Hydrolases superfamily protein. NCBI's taxonomy places the organism in Eukaryota, Viridiplantae, Streptophyta, Magnoliopsida, Lamiales, Lamiaceae. The record is from RefSeq and is a predicted model, not a curated record.